UUACGAGCAUGCUUGAUCAUCUAUGUUCUGACAGCAACAGUUAUGGUUCCGCGUCAAUUCCAACUCAAAGCUAUGCUCACAACCCUGAAUGGUCGAGACAGUAUUAUAACUGCAGGCACUGGCAGUGGGAAGACACUGUGCAUCAUAAUUCCUAUCCUGCUUCGUCCAGGUACUGUGACCAUGACAAUUUCGCCACUCAAACAGCUC
Suillus paluster is the source of this 207-nucleotide messenger RNA. RefSeq lists its product as uncharacterized. The annotation marks the transcript as partial. NCBI's taxonomy places the organism in Eukaryota, Fungi, Basidiomycota, Agaricomycetes, Boletales, Suillaceae. Gene Ontology annotation, molecular function: ATP binding; nucleic acid binding. The record is from RefSeq and is a predicted model, not a curated record. The transcript has a single exon.